AUGAUGGUUGAUGGCCCAUUACAAUGGUAUUUUCUCUUUGGUAUUAUUCAAAAUGGAGUGAAACCACCAGUCGAUCUGAGAUUUCGUCCAGCGCUUAAUCAAAGAUUGUUCUAUCAUACGAUUGAAAUUGAAUCGUAUGAUUCAGAAUCAAGACAAAUUAUCGAACGAUUAGAAAUUGAAAGUGUUGAAAAAAUCGUUGCCAUGACAAAACUUCAGAUUAACGUCAUCAAUUUGAAUGUGAAAAUGGAACCGAACAAUGCGACUAAGUUGGAACGACUAUUGAAACGUCCUUACUUCGAUCGUCUUGUAGAACAGGAAUUAUCUGGUGAUGUACGAUCACGGGAUCAUCCAUUUGGCUAUGCAUGGUUGUUGUUUCCGUCUCCGGAAAGUUUGCUAAUACCCGAUAUGGUCUUUUACGAAGGACAGAGAUGGGCUGUGAAAAUGAUCGGAAAUUUCUUUGAAGUUCAAUAUGAACUAACUAAGAUUGACCACGAGCAACAUCUAGCAUAUGUUGAUGCUCGAAAUUGUACUUGUUUAAAUAGAUCAGCAGGCAAUAAACGAUGGAAUGCUUCUUGGAUAGUAGACAUACGCUCUGGAAUAAUCAAACGAACUUUUGUCGAGCUUGAAUAUGCAUCACCCAAACGAGCUACCUACAAGACGAUUACUAAAGUGUUUACACGGGAAGCAGAUGAGCAUAUGAUUUUCGAUUACGAGAUCGACGAUAAAAAUCUUGAUGAAUUAUAG
This is a messenger RNA of Rotaria socialis, 744 nucleotides long. NCBI's taxonomy places the organism in Eukaryota, Metazoa, Rotifera, Eurotatoria, Philodinida, Philodinidae. The record is from the annotation of a GenBank genome assembly.